UGUUCACAGUUAAUGAGAAUGGAUUUCAUAUUUUUGGGAUUAUGCAUUCUUUGCAUUGUUCUGAUUUUUUCAAUUCUGUGGAACUACCAUCAAUAUAUUAUUCGACAAAAGUUCAGAAAUAUUCCCGAAGUCAAGGGAUAUCCUUUCAUUGGUGUUGCAUUUGAGUUUAUGAAGUUAUCAGAUUAUGAUCGCAUAAAAAGGUAUUCCUCGUUUAUAGAGGAGUUUAAAGAAGGAAUAUUCAUGUACCAGAUUGGAACCAAACCUUUUAUUAACAUAUUUAAGCCAGAAUACUUAGAGCUUAUUUUUCCUAGCACCGUAAAUAUCACAAAAGGAAACUCUUAUGAUCUGCUGAAACCUUGGUUGGGCAAUGGACUUUUAACAUCUACAGGUAAACAAUGGUUUCAUGAUAGAAAACUCAUCGGACCAACGUUCCAUUUUAGUAUAUUAGACCAAUUUGCUGUGAUUCUAUCUGAAAAAGCAGAGAUCCUGACAAAGUGUCUCGAAAAAAAAAUAAAAGACAAUCCAGGGAAAGCCGUUGAUAUUUUUCCUUUUAUGAUCAAUGUGACUCUUGAUAUUAUCUGCGAAACGGCAAUGGGUGUGGAUGUACAUGCUCAAGAAAUUGUAAACGAAUAUACAUCAACAGUACAUCAAAUCUCCAAGUUAAUAUCGAAUCGAAUGAUUCAACCAUGGUAUUGGAUUGACUGGUUGUACUAUUUAUUACCUACAGGGAAACAGUUUAAAUCAAUGCUUGAUAUAUUACAUGGAUUUACAAAAAAGGUAAUAAGUAAAAAAAAGAUUGACCGACAGUCGCAAAAUGCGAAACUCGAAAAUGAAGAUGAUGAAUUUAACAUAGGUAAGCGAAAGAGAAAAGCGUUUUUAGACUUAUUAUUAGACCAAAAUGAGAAAGACUACUGCACUCCUUUGACUGAUGAUGAAUUGAGAGCACAAGUCGAUACGUUCAUGUUUGAGGGACACGAUACAACUGCUGUUGCUAUAACCUGGGCAUUGUUUCUUUUGGGCAAUAAUCUCGAGCAUCAGGAAAAAGUUCACAAAGAACUCGAGGAAAUUUUCGGAGAUUCAGAGGUACCAGCCAGUGUAAAAGAACUGUCGCAAUUAAAGUAUCUUGAAAGAGUUAUAAAGGAGACACUUAGAAUAUUCCCAAGUGUACCUUUAAUCGUGAGGGAACUAGUAGAAGAUGUAAAAAUAGAUAAUUAUACACUUAUGAAAGGUACUUCAGUUAUAUUGACCAUCCUAUUAGCACAUCGAAAUCCGGCGGUUUGGCCGGACCCAUUGAAAUUCGAUCCGGAUCGCUUCCUUCCAGAAAACUCGCAGAAUAGAAAUCCGUAUGCUUAUAUUCCGUUCAGCGCCGGACCAAGAAACUGUAUAGGGCAAAGAUUCGCUCUACUCGAAGAGAAAACCGUAUUGACUGCAAUUCUCAGAAAGUGGAGAGUGAAAAGUGUGAAAACAAUCGACACGAUUGAGUACGGCGGUUCUCUCAUUACGCGUCCAGUUGAAGAAGUAUUCAUACAUUUUACGCCAAAAAAAUAAACAGUUUCAGCAAAUAAAA
This is a messenger RNA of Acromyrmex echinatior (Panamanian leafcutter ant), 1567 nucleotides long. RefSeq names its product cytochrome P450 4C1. NCBI's taxonomy places the organism in Eukaryota, Metazoa, Arthropoda, Insecta, Hymenoptera, Formicidae. The record is from RefSeq and is a predicted model, not a curated record. Gene Ontology annotation, molecular function: iron ion binding; oxidoreductase activity, acting on paired donors, with incorporation or reduction of molecular oxygen; monooxygenase activity.